Molecule: messenger RNA, 2367 nt
Organism: Brassica oleracea var. oleracea
Lineage: Eukaryota; Viridiplantae; Streptophyta; Magnoliopsida; Brassicales; Brassicaceae
Product: putative proline-rich receptor-like protein kinase PERK6
Exons: 7
Coding region: 66-2186 (706 amino acids)
Biological process (GO): protein phosphorylation
Molecular function (GO): ATP binding; protein kinase activity
Source: RefSeq, a predicted model, not a curated record
UCUUAAGGAGAGAGCUUCAGGAAAAUAAAUAAAAGAAGAAGAAGAAAAAACACCCAAAAGAGAUUAUGGCGGAGGGGCAGUCCCCGGAGAAUUCACCGCCGUCUCCUACACCUCCAUCUCCUUCCUCCCCCGACAACACUCAACAGCAAUCUCCUCCGUCUCCUGACUCCUCCUCCUCCUCCUCUCCUUCAUCUUCACCACCAGCUCCUCCUCCGCCAGAUAAUUCCUCAUCCUCUCCUCCACCUCCUUCUUCAGACUCACAACCUCCACCAUCGCCACAACAAGAAAACAAUAACAACAACAACAACAACGGUGGAAACAAUGACAACAACAACAGCAAUGGUAACAAUAACAAUGAUGGCAACAAUGGUGGAAACAAUGAUGGAAACAAUGGUGGAAACAAUGAUGGCAACAACAACAACAAUGGUAAUAACAACAGUAAUGGCAACAAUGGUAAUAACAGCAAUAAUGGAAACAAUGGUAAUAACAGCAAUAAUGGCAACAAUGGUAAUAACAACAAUGGGAAUAAUAACAACGGAAACAACGGCGGAGGAAGCAACAAUCAUUCGCCUGCUCCUCCUUCAAGAAACUCCGACCGUAACUCUCCGUCGCCACCGAGAUCCCUGGCUCCGCCUAGAUCAAGCGGUGGUGGCGAUGCAUCGAACACGGGUGCUAUCAUAGGAAUUGCGUCUGGUGCUGGAUUGUUGCUUCUUGUUAUGAUCUUGUUCUGCGUCUGUUGCUGUCGCAAGAAGAAAAAAAAGAAUCAAAUGCCGUACUAUUCAAGCAAUGGUUACGCUACAGGCAAAGGUGAUCAAUACCAACAACAGCAACAACAUUACAAUAACCAAAGCGAUCACGUUAUGAACUUGUCUCAUCAACACCCCGGAUCAAACAGUAACAAUAACUGGAUGAAUUCACCGCCGCCACCACCAGCACAGCCAGUUUCAGGCGGCAUAAACAAUGGAAACAGCAGCGAAAUAUACUCAGGUCCAUAUGGUCCGGCUCUACCACCGCCUCACCCUUCAGUGGCUCUAGGUUUCAACCAGAGCACAUUCACCUACGAGGAGCUAGCUGCAGCAACUCAAAACUUCUCUCAAGCAAGACUGUUAGGGCAAGGCGGGUUCGGGUACGUUCACAAGGGGAUACUUCCCAACGGGAAAGAGAUCGCUGUGAAGAGCCUUAAAGCGGGAAGCGGACAAGGAGAGCGAGAGUUUCAGGCAGAGGUGGACAUCAUUAGUCGAGUUCACCAUCGGUUUCUUGUGUCUCUUGUUGGUUAUUGUAUUGCGGAAGGACAGAAGAUGUUGUUGGUUUAUGAGUUCUUGCCUAAUGACACACUUGAGUUUCAUCUCCAUGGUAAAAGUGGUAAUGUUCUUGAUUGGCCUACAAGGCUCAGGAUUGCUUUGGGAUCAGCUAAAGGACUUGCUUACUUACAUGAAGAUUGUCAUCCAAAAAUCAUUCAUAGAGACAUCAAAGCUUCAAACAUUCUUCUUGAUGAAUCCUUUGAAGCCAAGGUUGCAGACUUCGGGUUAGCGAAGCUAUCUCAAGACAACGUUACACAUGUGUCCACUCGUAUCAUGGGAACUUUUGGGUACUUGGCUCCAGAGUAUGCGUCAAGCGGGAAACUAACAGACAGAUCAGAUGUUUUCUCCUUUGGAGUGAUGCUUCUUGAGCUCAUAACCGGACGCAGACCUGUUGAUCUCACUGGUGAAAUGGAAGACAGCUUGGUCGACUGGGCAAGGCCCUUAUGCUUAAACGCAGCUCAAGAUGGCGACUACAGUGAACUAGUUGAUCCACGGCUCGAGGGCCAAUACGAGCCUUAUGAGAUGGCUCGAAUGGUGGCUUGUGCCGCUGCAGCCAUCAGACACUCAGCUAGACGCAGGCCUAAGAUGAGCCAAAUUGUGCGGGCUCUGGAGGGAGAUGCAUCGCUGGAGGAUCUAAACGAAGUGAAACCUGGACAGAGCUUAGGGAGGGGAUCGAGCUCGGACUAUGACUCGAGCACUUACAGUGCGGAUAUGAGGAAGUUCAGGAAAGUGGCGAUGGAUAGCCAUGAGUACGGUGCAACCAGUGAGUAUGGGAACACGAGUGAGUACGGGCUUGACCCGUCUUCCUCUAGCAGUGAGGAGAUUCAUACAGGAGGAGGAAGUGGAGGAGCUAACAAAAACAACAAAACAAUUGCUUUGAUUUAGCUGUUAGUUUCAAAACAAAUCAACUUCGCUGUGUUCUGUUUCCUGUGACAUUGUUUUACAACUCUUGUUUUAUGUCAGAUUCUGACCGUUGGCUACAUUUGUGUUUGUGUCUGUAUGUUUCUGUUUUGUGGAGAAAAAAUUAAAACUUUUGAUUGUGAUUUAACUGAUUAUUAAUGCUAAA